Messenger RNA from Cynara cardunculus var. scolymus (artichoke), 2359 nucleotides. RefSeq names its product pentatricopeptide repeat-containing protein At5g14080. Gene Ontology annotation, molecular function: protein binding. The record is from RefSeq and is a predicted model, not a curated record. NCBI's taxonomy places the organism in Eukaryota, Viridiplantae, Streptophyta, Magnoliopsida, Asterales, Asteraceae. The transcript has 4 exons. The coding region runs from base 47 to 1984 and encodes 645 amino acids.
GGUGGUUGAAAGGAGAAGGAACACCGUUUGUUAUGCUUAUGCACACAUGUAUAUGAAACCGUCCACAAGCGAAUUGGCGAAUCGGAUAAGCAGAGCAUUGAUCACCGCCUCCGAUCAAUCUACAUGGACUUCGCUACUCGAACAAAGCCUCCAUGGAAUCGGUUGCCGCCACUCCCUCAACCCAUCACUCGUUUCCCGUGUCAUCGAUCCUUUCCUUAUCCAUCACCCUUCCCUCGCACUUGGCUUCUUCAACUGGGCCUCUCAGCAACCAGGUUUUACUCACACUUCUAUCUCCUACCACUCCAUACUCAAAUCUCUCUCCAUCUCCCGCCAAUUCACCGCGCUUGAUACACUUAUGAAACAGGUCAAAACCCUCAAUAUUCAACUUCAUCCUUCCCUCUACCGAUCUCUCAUUGCAUCAAAUGUCGCCGGAAAAAAGGCCCUCAAUGCCUUUUCGGUAUUCAAUCAUGUAAGAUGCUUGAUUCCCGAUAUUGGUGAUCAUACUUGUAAUUCUCUAGUUGCGGCUCUUUCUUCUGCUCGGAAUAUGGGUUAUGCUCAACAAGUGUUCGAUGAAAUGACAACUAGAGGUGUUCGUGUAAGUACCCUUGGUUUCGGUGUGUUUAUAUGGAGAUUUUGCAUAACUGCUGAAUUAGAUAAAACUCUCUGCUUGUUGGAUGAUGUUAGACGGCAAGAUUCGGGUGUCAACGGCUCGAUUGUUGCCCUUUUGGUUGUUCACGGCUUGUGUUCUGCGAGUAGGGUAUUCGAGGCUAUGUAUAUGUUGGAUGUGUUGAGGAAAAGAGAUUGUAAACCUGAUUUUAUGGCAUAUAGAAUUGUUGCAGAAGCUCUAAGAGCUACUGGAAAUGUAGUUGAUGUGGAGAAAGUCUUGAAGAUGAAGAGAAAGCUUGGGGUGGCACCAAGAGCUAGUGAUUAUAGAGAUUUCAUAUUUCAGUUGAUUUCAGAGAGACUAAUUUGUGAAGCUAAAGAUUUGGGUGAAGUUAUUGUAAAUGGGAAUUUCCCAAUUGAGGAUGAUGUUCUCAAUGCACUGAUUGGAUCGGUAUCCACGGAGGAUCCUUGUUCUGCAUUGAUGUUCUUUAAAUUCUUGGUUUCGAGAGAGAGAUUGCCCACUCUUCUUACGUUCACCAAUCUGAGUAGAAACUUGUGUAGGCAUGAAAAACAUGAUGAAUUGGUACAAGUUUACAAGAUUCUAUCUUGGAACCAGUAUUUUGUAGAUAUUGAGAGAUACCAUGUAAUGGUUUCAUCCUUUUGCAAGGCAGGGAAAGUGAAAGAAGCUUACCAGGUUCUUCAGGAGAUGAAGAAGGAAGGGGUGGGUCCAGAUAUUUCAUCUUAUAAUCUUGUUAUGGAGGCUUGUUGUAGAGAAGAUCUAGUCCGACCUGCUAAACGGUUAUGGGAUGAGAUGUUUGCAAAUGGGUGUGAAGCCAAUUUGAAGACUUACAACAUAUUAAUCUCGAAGUUGUCUAAAAUAGGUCAGGUGAAAGAGGCUCACAGGCUUUUCUGCCAUAUGUUGGAGAGAGGGCUGCAACCUGAUGCAACAACAUACGGUUUCCUACUUGAAGGCCUUUGUCAAGAAAAUCAACUGGAAACUGCUUUUGAGGUUUUCAAGAAGUCUUUUGAACAAGAUGCAGUGAUUGCGAAGGAUAUCUUGAGAGAAUUCAUACUCUAUCUCGUUAGAGAAGGUCAAUAUAUGGCUGCUUCAAACUUGGUCCAUGAUUAUACAACUACUAUAGGACAUUCAGAGUCUAACAUGAUGUUGCUAAAAUGUCUUGUUGAUGCUGGAGAGGUUGUUGUUGCUAUUGAACACAUGAAGAGGGUUGGGGAAAUGUGGCCUUCGAUGUUGAAUGAGCUUCAUGCUGAGCUUUUGUCAUGGUUUACAUCUUCACCAAAACCGCAGCCAAUUUUGGAGUUUAUUCAAGCAAUUGAGGGUCUUCAGCAGAAUCAUGUAGUCUCAAAUACUCUUCCCAAAUAAUUUAGCAUGCUUCUAGUUGCUCCAUAAGAUUUGCAGUUUGCAUUUGCUAGGUGUAAGGAAAGGAAAAAUAGCAGCAUGGAAUCACUCAUCAUCUUCUUUGUCUUUUCAUUGCUUCUCACUGUCUGGAUAUCUUUGCAAGUUGAUGCUUCAAAACCCUCCAUUCCCCAUAUCUCGGUUGUCGGUGUUGUCUACUGUGAUGCCUGUUCCAACAACUCUUUUUCUCACCAUAGCUACUUCUUGCCAGGGGCAGAGGUAAGGAUAGAUUGCAGGUUUAAUGCAGCUUCUCCAAGAACUGCAGAGCAGAUAUCCUUUACAGUCAACAGGACUACCAACAGAUAUGGAGUCUACAAGAUGGAUAUACCUUCUGUUGAUGGG